Molecule: messenger RNA, 579 nt
Organism: Nematocida minor
Lineage: Eukaryota; Fungi; Microsporidia
Product: inhibitor of growth protein 5
Exons: 1
Coding region: 1-579 (192 amino acids)
Source: RefSeq, a predicted model, not a curated record
AUGCUCAUCCAAGAGUACUUAAAUAUCAUGGAGGAAGCUCCAAAGGAAGUCCAAAAGGCCAUCAUCCAGCUGACCGAGCUGGAGCACUCGGUGUCGUCAGAGAAAAAAGAGCUGGACAGAGAGAUAGAGAGAAUCCACACGAUACUGGAAGAAGACUACACGACAAAAGGAGAAGAAAAGGAUGCCAUUGAUAGACAAUUGCGGAUAAUAAACAGAUGCUAUCUGAAGCUGCUGGACACCGACAAAAGAAAACUGGCUCUUGUCACCUCCCUCAAAAAUCAGCUGGAAAGCACAAAAGAGACAAUGAAAGCGUCGUCAUACGAAUUUAAAGAAGGAAUAUCCAAGAGCUGUCUAUCUAUAAAACUCAAAAAGAUUCUUUCUCUUCUGGACUACAAAAUAGAAGAAGACAACAAAGAGGAAGAAAUACUCUGCUGUACAUGCAAAAGACCUAGCAAAGGAGAAAUGAUUGUGUGCGAUAACCCCGAGUGUCCGAUAGAGUGGUUCCACACGGCAUGUGUUGGAAUAAAGGGAAUUCCCAAGAAAAAGUGGAUGUGCAAUUUAUGCAGCAAGAACGAAUAA